AUGGCUCCUCCUCCAGCUCCAGGUGUUUGGUGCCCCGCAGUAACUUUCUACACCCCCGAAAGCGACACCGCAACCUUGGAUCUCGCGGCACAAAAGCAAUACUUCACAUACCUCUCUAAAUCAGGUCUCACUGGUCUAGUCAUUCUUGGAUCGAAUGCGGAGGCAUUCCAGCUUACUCGCGAAGAGAAGAAAGCAUUGAUUAAAUGUGCCCGUGAAGCUGUUGGCCCCGACUACCCCCUCAUGGUGGGAAUCUCGAGCUUUUCCGUACCACAGGUGAUGGAGAGUAUCAGCGAUGCCAUUGAAGCCGGAGCGAACUACGGGCUGCUGCUUCCAGCCGCAUACUAUGGACCUGCAACAUCCAAGGAGGUUGUCAUGGCCUUUUACAAUGAGGUUGCGCAGAAGUCUGAGUUACCCAUCGUUAUAUACAACUUUCCGGGUAUCUGUAAUGGGGUGGAUCUUGAUUCCGUCACGAUCGCUGCGCUUGCCAAACAAAACCCAGGGAAGAUCGUCGGUGUGAAGUUGACGUGUGGUAGCGUAGCAAAGAUCACAAGGCUGUGCGCUGAGUUGCCGAGCGAUACCUUUUCCACGUACGCUGGACAGGCGGAUUGGCUGGUUGCCGGCCUGGCAGUCGGAAGCGCAGGUUGCGUGUCAGCAUUCAGCAACGUCUUCCCGAAGGUCUGCUCGAAGGUCUACGAACUGUAUACCAGUGGCAAGACACAAGAAGCAUUAGAGUUACAUCGAAAGGCGGCACUGGCAGAAAGCCCGAUCAAGGCUGGUAUUGCUCCCACCAAGCACGCAGUAAGCCAAUACAGCGCGAAGGCAGCCGGCAUCCAGGGUGCAGAGGAGAGGCUCAACCCAAGGCGGCCAUACAUGCCUGUUGGUGAGGCGCUCAAGACAAAUGUAAAGAGUGCUAUGGAAGAGCUAGCUGCAAUAGAAAACAGCUUGUAG
Alternaria atra is the source of this 948-nucleotide messenger RNA. RefSeq lists its product as uncharacterized. Bases 1 to 948 code for a protein of 315 amino acids. NCBI's taxonomy places the organism in Eukaryota, Fungi, Ascomycota, Dothideomycetes, Pleosporales, Pleosporaceae. The record is from RefSeq and is a predicted model, not a curated record. The transcript has a single exon. Gene Ontology annotation, molecular function: 4-hydroxy-tetrahydrodipicolinate synthase activity.